Closterium sp. Yama58-4 is the source of this 4086-nucleotide messenger RNA. The record is from the annotation of a GenBank genome assembly. Lineage: Eukaryota; Viridiplantae; Streptophyta; Zygnematophyceae; Desmidiales; Closteriaceae.
AUGCACUCUCGCUCUCUGGUUUCUGGUCUCCCCAGGACUCUGCCUGCCCUCCCUCCCUCGCCUGCGCCUCCUUGCAUUCCCUGCGUCGAGGGGCGGCAGCGCGCCGCUCCUCAUUCCUCCUCGUUCCCUCCCACAGAGGCUCCCCUGCAGACUCUCCACCUGGACGUGUGGGGCCCAGCCCGCGUCCGUGGACAGGGCCACGAGCGGUACUUCCUGCUGGUCGUCGACGACUUCACGCGUUACACCACGGUCUUCCCCUUGCGCAGCAAGGGUCAGGUCCCUGAUGUUUUGAUCCCUUGGAUCCGCGCUGUUCGUCUCCAGCUCCGCGAGCGGUUCGAGAGGGACUUUCCUGUCCUGCGUCUGCACUCUGACAGAGGUGGUGAGUUCACCUCCGACCUCUUGGCGGCCUACUGUGCGGAGCACGGCGUCCGCCAGACGUUCACGCUUCCGGCCUCUCCGCAGCAGAAUGGGGUUGCUGAGCGCCGCAUUGGCUUAGUCAUGGAGGUCGCUCGUACCUCCAUGAUCCAUGCGGCUGCCCCUCAUUUUCUGUGGCCGUUUGCGGUCCGGUACGCCGCGCAUCAGCUCAACCUCUGGCCCCGUGUCUCCUUGCCGGAGACCUCGCCCACACUGCUGUGGACGGGGAAGGUUGGCGAUGCGUCGCGUUUCCGGGUCUGGGGUGCUCGUGCCUUUGUCCGCGAUACCACUGCGGACAAGCUCUCCGCCCGCGCUAUUCCCUGUGUCUUCCUUGGCUUUGUCCCUGACGCGCCUGGUUGGCAGUUUUACCACCCCACCUCGCGUCGUGUCUUUGCGUCUCAGGACGUCACGUUCGACGAGUCGGUUCCCUUUUACCGUCUCUUCCCCUACCGCACUGCCCCUCUCCCUCCCCCGCCGCUCUUCCUCGCUCCAGGUGCUCCCCAGGUCGACCCUCUCCCCGCUCCAGGUCCUGCUCCCUCAGGUGUGUCUCAGGUAGACCCUCCUCCCUUCCCUGCGCCGGUUGAGGUCACUGGUGACUCAGGUCCUGCUGGGGGUGGUCCUGCUCGGGGUGCUACUUCUGGGGGUGCUGAGUCUGGGGGUGCUGGGCCUGGGGGUGCGGAGCCUGGGGGUGCGGAGCUUGAGGGUGUAGAGCCUGGAGGUGCUGAGCCUGCGUGUGAGGGGUCUGGAGGUGCUGGAGCUGGUGGUUCUGGGGCUGCUGAGGGUGCGAGCGCUGGAGGUUCUGGAGCUGCUGGAGGUUCUGGUGCUGGUGGCGCUGGAGCUGCUGAGGGUGCUGGCGCUGAGGGUUCAGAGUCUGCUGUUGCGCGGUCUCCUUGGAGUAGCCGCCUUCGUCCACGUGUGCCUCUCACCUUGCAGCAGCUGCACGACUGGUACGGUCGCCGUCAGGGUCGCGCUGCUGGAGCCCGGGGCUCUACUGCUGGAGGUACUUCUGCUGCCGUCCCUGGAGCUAGGAGUGGUGCUGGUACUGUUUCUACUGGAGGUGCUGGAGUCGCUGGUCCCGGAGGUGCUCGUACUGGAGGUACUGGAGCUGCUGGGGCUGAGGGUGCUGCGUCUGGAGGUGCUGCUGCUGGAGACACCGAGGCUGGAGACCCUGGGACUGGAGGUGCUGGUUCUGGGGGUGCUGCUGCUGGAGACGUGGAGGCUGGAGACCCUGGGACUGGAGGUGCUGGUUCUGGGGGUGCUGCUGCUGGAGACGUGGAGGCUGGAGACCCUGGGACUGGAGGUACUGGUUCUGGGGGUGCUGCUGCUGGAGGCACUGGGGUUGGAGACCCUGGGCCUGGCGGUGUCGGUUCUGCUGCUGGAGCUGCUGGAGCUGCUGGAGCUGCCGGUCCUGGUGCAGCUGCGCCGCCACGACUGUUCUUCGCUCCGCCGUCUCCGUCGUCUCUGCCGUCGCCUGACUCUGUUCUUCGUCAGGUUCUUACUCUCCCGUCGUCUACUGGUCUUCCGUUACAGCCUGGCUCACCGCUGCCUGCUCCUUCUCCUUACACUGAGCAGACAGGUAGUCUUGCUGAGCGUCGUGAGCCUGCGUCGCGUCCUGUCUCGCCUGUUCGUCCUAGUCGUACCGGUCGUCGUGUUCCGCGUCCGCGUUCGCCGCCUGUCCCCACCGCACACCUUGUCGUCCGUCGUCCUUCCUCUGUUCCGCAGUCUGUUUCUCUGCCGUCUCCUCCUGCGUCUUCCUUGCCUCACGUUCCGGACCCUGAGUCUGACCGGUUUCGUGCUGAGCACCCUACUGUCACGCGUCUGCUCGCCACUGUUGUCACUGACCCCUCGUUUGAGUCUGCUGCUGCGACUGCUUUGGUUGCUGAGCUUGUUGACUUUGCGGCUGCCUGUCGUCUAGACUACGCUGCUAGUCUUGUCGCUGAGUCUGAGUCUGUCUGUCCUCCGUCCGUCGGGAGUGAGUGUGCUCUUAGCACGGACGUCCUUGAGGACAGGCACGAGGACCUUGAGUGUCUUGCAGCCGCUGCGCCUCAUCUCGUGACCAUGCUGCUUGCCCCUGAGGGAGACCCGGAUGCACUAGACAUCCCCACCCCGCGCUCGUACGCUGAGGCGGUCGCGGGUCCCUACUCCUCUCAGUGGCAGGCAGCCAUGGACGCAGAGAUGGCAUCCUGGAAGUCCACAGGCACCUACGUCGACGACGUUCCCCCUCCUGGGGCGAACAUCGUCAGUGGCAUGUGGAUUUUCAGGGUGAAGCGACCGCCUGGUUCUCCGCCUGUCUUCAAGGCACGUUACGUUGCUCGAGGUUUCAGUCAGCGAGAGGGGGUUGACUUCUUCCAGACCUUCUCCCCCACCCCGAAGAUGACCACUCUUCGGGUACUGCUGCACGUUGCCGCCCAGCGUGACUACGAGCUUCACUCGCUUGACUUCAGCACAGCUUUCUUGCAGGGCAGCCUGCACGAGGAGAUCUGGCUGCGCCGCCCACCUGGCUUCACUGGGUCGUUCCCUCCUGGUACCCAGUGGAGCCUCCGCCGGCCAGUCUACGGUCUCCGUCAGGCGCCUCGUGAGUGGCACGACACACUGAGGACUACGCUUGCGGCUCUCGGGUUUGCGCCCUCCACAGCUGACCCGUCACUGUUUCUGCGCACCGACACCUUGCUGCCGCCGUUCUACAUCCUCGUGUACGUCGACGACUUGGUCUUUGCCACUGCUGACACUGAGGCUCUCGCCCUGGUGAAGUCGGAGCUGCAGAAGAGACACACGUGCAUAGACCUGGGUGAGCUGCGCAGCUACCUUGGCUUGCAAAUCACCCGGGACAGAGCACGGUGCACCAUCACUCUGACUCAGUCACACAUGGUGCAGCAGGUCCUUCAGCGCUUCGGCUUCACCUGGUCCUCUGCACAGUCCACUCCUCUGGCUAGAGGUCACUCGCUCUCAGCUCCACCUUCGGACGAGUCCGUAGAGCCGAGUGGUCCUUACCCAGAGCUAGUAGGCUGCCUCAUGUACCUGAUGACUUGCACUCGUCCUGACCUUGCGUACCCUCUUGGCCUUUUGGCCCGCUACGUGGCUCCUGGUCGGCACCGAAAGGUGCACUGGGAUGCUGCGAAGAGGGUACUGCGCUACUUGUGCAGUACAUCGGGCAUGGGGCUCGUGCUUGGAGGACGGCGAGAGGUGGUCCUCACUGGGCACUCAGACGCGUCUUGGGUUGACGACCAGGCUACACAGCGGUCGUCACAGGGUUACACUUUCAGCCUCGGCUCUGGUUCUGUUUCGUGGCGUUCUACUCGCUCGUCUUCUGUUCUCAGCUCCAGUUGUGAGGCUGAGAUCUACGCCACCGCCAUGGCUGCUCAGGAGCUGCGCUGGCUCACGUACCUGCUGACCGACCUGGGAGAGCGGCCUCGUUCUCCUCCAGUUCUGUACGUUGACAACAAGGCAGCCAUUGCCUUGUGUGAGGAGCACAGACUGGAGCACAGAACGAAGCACAUCGCUCUGCGUUACUUCCUGGCUCGAGAGUUGCAGCAGCGUGGUCAGCUUCGUCUUGCACACGUGGCCACUCGGGCCAACACUGCUGAUAUAUUCACCAAGGCACUUCCGUCUGGUGAUCAUCAGCGCUUUUGUACCUUGUUGGGCCUUGUGCCUACGUUUCCACACUUGCUGUAG